Molecule: messenger RNA, 348 nt
Organism: Penicillium malachiteum
Lineage: Eukaryota; Fungi; Ascomycota; Eurotiomycetes; Eurotiales; Aspergillaceae
Exons: 1
Coding region: 1-348 (115 amino acids)
Source: RefSeq, a predicted model, not a curated record
AUGAGCCCAGGCUACGGCUCUAAUGGACAGAGAGGAAAGAUCCACCUCUCCUCAAACCCAGACGCUCUUACCGACCAGUUCAUCAGAAGCGUGUCAAUUCCUACCACCACCCAGGCUACAGUUCGUACUAUUACGGACUCAAUCGACUCCAAUGGCCGUGAUAGGUAUAGAUUCACAGCAGAGUGGGAGGGUUGCAAAUUUUGGAUUUUCACCCUCAUCUCUGAUUUGGAGGCUGCUGGUUUUGUAGCUUCGGGAAGCGCGAAUGCUGUCUGGGGCGAGGUCUCUCAAUACUGGCGUAACCCUGCUGGCUCUGAACCCAGAGAGGUCAGCCGCGGGGUAUUCUACUAG